CUCUCUAAUGUGAGAGCUAAAAUCACCACCACCACCAUUCAAAGCAAACUCCAUUCUCAGCUCCAAAACUAAGCUUAGCUAGGGAAAUGGCAGCAACCAUGGCCACCGCUUCCACCGCCGUCGUAGGCUUGGGCACUUCCUCCCUCUCUUUGUCUUCUCGUGUCUCUUCACCAAAGACAACAUCCCUCAACUCAGCCUUCCUGAAGUCUCCGGUGAGGGUGAGAAAUCCUCUGGUGCAAGCACAUGCUUCGGGAGGAAAGUUCACAUGCUUUGAGAGAGAUUGGCUGAGAACAGAUCUGAAUGUGAUUGGAUUUGGGCUGAUCGGAUGGUUGGCACCGUCGAGCGUGCCGGCGAUCAACGGGAACAGCUUAACAGGGCUGUUCUUCUCUAGCAUUGGAACUGAGCUCUCUCACUUCCCCACUGGCCCUGCUCUUGAUUCUCCAUUCUGGUUGUGGAUGGUUUGUUGGCAUUUAGGGCUGUUCUUGUGCCUUACUUUUGGGCAAAUUGGCAUCAAGGGGAGGACAGAGGAGUACUUUUGAGAUGGCAACAUGGUCUUUCUCUAUCUGUAAUCUAUAUGUAUGAUAAAAACUCUAUUAUUUAUAUUUAUCUGUAAUCCAUGUAAGAUAAAAACAAAACUUUGUAUGUAGUUUCUCACCACUUUUACCCUUUCUUCAAUUCAUGUUCAAGAUAAAUACUCCCUCA
Camellia sinensis is the source of this 702-nucleotide messenger RNA. RefSeq names its product photosystem I subunit O (gene PSAO). NCBI's taxonomy places the organism in Eukaryota, Viridiplantae, Streptophyta, Magnoliopsida, Ericales, Theaceae. The record is from RefSeq and is a predicted model, not a curated record.